CUGAUUGGCUGUGCUGCCCCAUGUGACCAUUGGGCUUGUUUAUUCCGUCACGGGCGGAAAGCGAGCCGCGAGGCCUGGUGUUCGUGCAGGCCUGGAGUCCCUCACCGAGUGGGGCAAUGUUUGGAGCCAGGCCCAGCCUAGGAGACACGUGGCUCCACCCCUCAUCGUUGAGACCAAUCCAAAGGAGGGAGGCUGUGAGUGGCAGGCGCGCAGACCAAUCGGGUGGCAGUAAAUGGUGCGGGGCAGACGAGGUGAAUCCGCCAUGUUAGGAGCCUCUGUCACAACAGUGAGGAGCGAGCGGCGCCGGGAGCCUCCCCCUGCCCAGGGAACCGCUGAACCGCCCCCCUUCCCUGCCGGGACCGGCCUCAGGCGGCCCCACAGCAUGGAGCCCCAGGUAAACCUCAGUGUGACUUUUAGAGGUGAGACUCAGAGUUUCCUGGUUUCAGAUUCAUCAAACACUACCUGGGCUGAUGUAGAAGCCAUGGUGAAAGUUUCAUUUGAUCUAAACAACAUUCAGAUCAAAUACAUGGAUGAGGAUAAUGAUGAGGUCUCUGUCAAUAGCGAAGAGGAAUAUGAAGAAGCUCUGAAGAUUGCAGCUACACAAGGAAAUCAGCUCCAAAUGAAAGUGUAUCAAGUAAACUCCCUUCCAAGUGAAACUUCGCAUUCCUGUUCCACGCAAGUCUGUGAAAAAGCUGGAUUAGAAAACCUGUCCAUUCCCAAAGAUGGAAAGCGACCUCUCUCUCACUAUUCCAUGCUUGCUCAGGCCUUAGGGCAGGACUUAAAGGCUGAAAGGGAAACCACAGCACAGGUUUGCAGUUUAUUUUUGGCUCUACAGCAAAAGCUAAAUCAAAACGAAGCUGAAGGGACCAAUGAAAAGCCUCCAGAGUGGUUUACUAGCUACUUGGAAUUAUUUAGGGAACAAGUAGUUAAAGAAACUGUUGAGAAACUUGAGCAAAAACUAAGUGAGAAGCUCAUCCUUCAUAAUCAGCCCCCAGACUCAUCCAGCAGCUCCACCGUAAUAGCACAGCCCGCUCCAGAGACCCAGUCGACACAAGGCAGCCAGUGUGACUGGCUCAUCUCCUGCAGCAACUGCCACGCCCAGAUUGUGGGGAUCCGCUACCAGUGCAGUGUGUGCCCAGCCUACAGUAUCUGUGAACCGUGUGAGGCAGGGACAUAUGCACAUGAUCCUAAUCAUGUCUUGUUGAAGUUGCGGAGACCUGUUCUAUGUGUCUCAGAGACAUACAGCGUUGGGCAGUUCUCUCCUCGUCUCCCUGCUACUCUGGAGCAAGUUAGGCUCCAGAAACAAAUGGACAAAAGAUUUCUGAAGGCAGAAAAGCAAAGAUUACGAGCGGAGAAGAAACAGCGCAAGGCUGAAGUCCGAGAGCUCAAAAAGCAGCUCAAGCUGCACAGGAAGAUUCACCUGUGGAACUCUGUCCAUGCGCUGGAGAUCACCAGCUCACCCGCUAUCAAACCAGAGAGCCUGCAGCCCAGUGCCCUCAUGAGUCCUGUCCAGCCCUGCCCAAGAGUUGUCCCUACACUGAGCGCAGCGUUCGUGGAUGAGAAUUUGCCUGAUGGGACUCACAUACAACCAGGGACACAGUUUAUCAAGCACUGGCGAAUGAAGAACACUGGCAACGUGGAGUGGAGCUCAGACACCAAGCUGAAAUUCAUGUGGGGAAAUCUGACCCUGGGGUCUUCUGAAAAAAAGGAUGUAUUGGUGCCAUCCCUGCCAGCAGGGCAAGUGGGGAUUGUCUCGGUCGAGUUUAUUGCUCCUGCUCUAGAAGGGACCUACGCUUCUCAUUGGCGGCUGUCACACAAGGGGGAGCAGUUUGGGCCCAGAGUUUGGUGCAGUAUUGUUGUGGAUCCUUCCGCAGUCACUGCCUGCCUGGAGAGGAAUCAGAAGACCUCUAGUUCUAUUCUAAAGGAUAAAGAUUCCUGUAGAAAUGAGGUGGUUUCUUCAAAAUCAGAAGCGGAAGGCCAGGAGGCUGGUGAGAGGAUGGAGCAGACAGACUUGCCAGUGCCAGGCAUCCCUCUGAAGAUUAAAAAUAUCCCCAGCGAGAGAGAGUUUUACAUCCCAUCAGUUGAUCUCCUUACUGCACAGGAUUUGCUGUCCUUCGAGCUGCUGGACAUUAACAUUGUGCAGGAACUGGAGCGAGUGCCACACAACACUCCUGUUGACAUGACUCCAUGCAUGUCUCCUCUGCCACAUGAUAGCCCUCUGAUAGAGAAGCCUGGCUUGGGUCAGAUAGAGGAGGAGAAUGAGGGGAGUGGAUUUAAACCAGUACCUGAUGCUCACAUGGUGAAAAUGAAGGCUGAACAUCCAGUGAACUUGGAAGAAGGGGAGGAGGACAUGAGUGGGACUCAGUUUGUAUGUGAAACAGUUAUACGCUCACUCACCCUAGAUGCUGCACCUGACCACAAACCCCCUCAAAGGAAGAAAUCACUGCAGAGCUCCCUGCAAACACUACAAGACACCUUCAGUUACAGUGUAAAAAGUGAAGAAGCUGUUAGGACAAAAAGUAAUUCCGCUUCCAAACCCAAGGAAAUGGGGUCAAAGAGCGAACAGACAGAAGAAAAUAGGUUUGAGAAACUUGCAGUGUCUGAUGGAGCAAAUCUCAGUGGGGAGCCUAGUGAUGCAGAGUAUGAAGAGGAGGAGGAUUUUAAAGAUGAAGAUCAAAGCCAAGUGUCCUCUGCUUCUUCAGAGGAUUAUAUCAUCAUUCUCCCUGAGUGCUUCGAUACCAGCCGUCCGCUGGGAGAGUCUAUGUAUAGCUCUGCCCUCUCUCAGCCCAGUUUGGAAAGAGCGAUAGAUACUGACAUGGAGAUGGUGAUCCCAGAAGGAGAGAGCCAGCCUCAGGUCCAUAAUAUCAACGACAUCUUAACAACUUCACAGACGUUGGAUGCAGUACUGUUGACCCCAGAGAUAGUCAGCACCCUACCCCAGCCACAAAGGAACCCCUCUUCUCUUCAGAGUCAUGGUCUCCAAAAAGCAAAUUUGCCAUUUACAGAGGAAAUACCUUCAGCUGUUCCUGAUCAAAUCAGACAAGAGCCUAGAUAUGAAGACUUUCCUGGACCAGGACCGUCAAGAAUUGUAAAUAAUAAUAAAUCAAAGUGCCCAGAAUACACAAGACACCCCCAAGGAAGCAGCAUUGCAGGAGGACUGGUUAAAGGAGCUUUGUCUGUUGCUGCCUCUGCCUACAAAGCACUGUUUGCUGGACAGUCCAUUGCAGAACAGCAGUCUACAACUACAGAGGAGCAGACUGCCACUCUCCUAGCCAAUCUAUGUGAGAUGGGAUUCUGUGACAGGCAGUUAAACCUGAGACUGCUGAAGAAACACAACUAUAACAUAGUGCAAGUGGUUACCGAAUUGCUUCAGAUCAAUAACAAUGACUGGUACACCAGCAGAUACUGACUCCUCCUGGUAGCCGAAGCACCCAUAUUUGACCAGACUGUUAUUAAACACCACAGCAGCAGACUA
Molecule: messenger RNA, 3475 nt
Organism: Mauremys reevesii (Reeves's turtle)
Lineage: Eukaryota; Metazoa; Chordata; Testudines; Geoemydidae
Gene: NBR1
Product: NBR1 autophagy cargo receptor
Exons: 23
Coding region: 233-3409 (1058 amino acids)
Biological process (GO): macroautophagy
Cellular component (GO): phagophore assembly site
Molecular function (GO): zinc ion binding; ubiquitin binding
Source: RefSeq, a predicted model, not a curated record